AUGUUUACUCCCAUAAGUCCCGAAAGUGAUGGCUGCAAUCAAUGCAUCAAUAUUGGCACCGAAUGCAUCUCCUCACGAUUUGGUGUGAUUCGUCGCAAGAGAAAGCGCACAAGCAGAGCGCAUGAUUAUAGCCAGGCCGCUUCGGAGGCUUCCAUUAAGAGCACACCCAUCACCACUACAGCGGAAAGGAGUAUUGAUAUUGUUCAAUGUCAUCUGGCACCUGAUAUAGAAGCUACUCGCGAGCGAUUGAGCACAAAUGCUACUUCACAACAGCAGGGAUUGAUUGAUGCGCUCUCAUCUCUUUCGGAACCCUGCACGAAUACAGGUCUUCGAUAUGAAGCUCCGAAACUUCAAACCGUACCUCGGGACUCUAACCCCUUCGAAGGCCAUGCAGCUGGAUGGGCAGAGAGUAGGCAAAAUUCUUCCCGAGCUCCUCCAUUCCGUUGA
Molecule: messenger RNA, 447 nt
Organism: Penicillium malachiteum
Lineage: Eukaryota; Fungi; Ascomycota; Eurotiomycetes; Eurotiales; Aspergillaceae
Exons: 2
Coding region: 1-447 (148 amino acids)
Source: RefSeq, a predicted model, not a curated record